CAUGAGCUGUCAUCGACUCAUUGCGGCAAAUUUACGUAUGAAUACCCACGGACUAAAAUUUUAAAACUUGAAGAUUACAGACAGGUUUUAUAAUGAUACAAUUCAAAUCGGGGAUAAUAAAUUUGAAUUUUAGGACCAUUGAAGUUUGGUGUGGCUACCUGGACAUUUAGAUUCUGACCACCCGGACGGUUGGUUGCCGAACUAGUCCAGGUUUCGAGGUGUGUGCAUUUCACUCUCUCCUUGUGCCACAGUUCGGCAGAAUGACAUUGGACAAAUAUUGGUGAAACACUUCAAUCUUAAGUCGGAAAGCAGUCAUUGAUUUCGACGGGGCUAUAUUUCAUACAGACACGUUUGUGAAUAUGAUGGAGUUUCUUAAGGAACCUACUUAGUUUUAAUUGACGACCGAUGUGCAAAAUCUUUUUAAAAAUAUGUGAUGGAUUCAAAAAUUGGGGAGAAAUUGCCCCUCGAUUCGACAUCGGCUUGUGAUUUUAACCAGCACUGGAUAAACCAGGCAUCAAACAGGUGACUUGGAGACGAUCGGUGAUAUUGGAGUUUGAAGACAUUAUCCCGGAAACUGUUAUAAGGCGUUUUGUGUCCGGCUGGUCAGUAAGUGUGUCCUGUAACUGAAGCUGGACAAUCAUGCCUUGUCGUGUCGAAAUCGACUGGAUAGCAUGCCUGAUAGAACUGUUAGGAACAGUAUUUUUUAUCAUUGGACUAGCAACUGACCACUGGUCAGUUUCGGACGAUGGCUCGGCUCACUCCGGCCUCUUCACGUCCUGUACAAGCUCCGGACUAUGUUACGACACGCAUGUGUUUUAUGACCAAUAUGCGGAAAAGGGCCAGAUUAUUUUUGCGGCCGUCUUCAUUCUCCUGGUAAUGGCGGGUUUCUGCCUAGUUUUGCUCUUCAUGCUUCUGUACAUGUGUGGCCUUUUCGAGGAGAAAUCAGUAGGAUUGUUGGCCGCUAUUGCCUCCUACGUAUCAGUGUUUUUCGGUUUCAUUGGGAUUAUUGUGUACGGAUCCGCUAUAAACAAGGUGUCCCAAUCGGUCAGUUGGUCGUGUGGUAUGGUGAUAAUGGGACUACUUAUAAACUUGGCUGGUGGUGUACUGAUGCAUGUCGGGAGUCAGAGAUUCAAACCUAACCCUCCACUACUGCCACCCUUCCCAAAGAGAAGGGGACAGCCCUUUACGAUAUCACAACAUCGACUAAGUCGGAGACUGAUUAACAAACGUGCAAUAUUACCUCGAUAACAAUUUCGUCGUUUUACAAUAAAACUUAACUUCUAACAUGUGGAGAAUCAGAGGUGCAAGGAACAUCUGAAAGGACCGGAAGUACUUCAGAAGUGAAUAUCAAUGCGAACCGGAAGUCGUAUUAGGAAAUGUGUCUUAUUGGACAAUUUCAAACAGUUGUUAAUUUCAGCUGUGACAAAGGUAACUUUACCCACAAGUGUUCAUGAGCAGCAGACGUCAGAAACCAGGAAUAUACAUAGCAGAUGUCCUGAUUAUAGAACUUAGACUGAUCAGGAGUCACGUGACAUCUAUUUCGUUGAAUAACAAUUUGAUAAAGGUUAGAAGAGUCAUUGCCAAAACAUUGAACUAUAAGAAGUGGGUUUUUUUCAUCUUACUGCAACAUUACAACAAAAAUGUCGUCUGUUUUUAUCGAACAACACACCCGUCCUCAAGUAAAUUUAGAGACGUAUGUUUACUUUAUUUAUCGCCAUGUCAUGUUGAAGUGUGCCACGUCUUCUUUCGUAAACCUGUCUCACCUUCAGCAUUAUCAACACCACAAAAAAAACUACCGAAUAUUCUUCUUCUUCUUCUUCUUCUUCUUCUUCCCCAUGGUGUGGAUGACCAUAUAUGGGCCUGUUUUCAAUGGAAGUAUAUAUCGUAAAAUAUAAAAUACUUAGAUACACAGUCUGUUUGAGGCCAUCCAUCGUUAACAACUGUAUGUUAACAUAGGAGAACAUUUUAUUAAUCACUGCCAUGGUCAGCUGUUCAGCCAAGAUGUCCAUUCUACUUCGAUGUGUGUUUUGCAUCUGUUUAGCCAAAAUGUUCAUUCUAAAUUACUGUGUGUUCUUAUACAUGUUCAACAACACUGUUCACUUUACUUCAACUUAGUAUGUUCUUAUAACUGUUCAGGCAAAAUGUUAUAUUGAACAUAAAUGUAACUCUUAAUAAUGAUGUGUUCUAAUAUAUGUUCAACAAAACCUGUUCGCUCUAAAUUACUGUUUGCUAUCGUACUGAAACUGUUCAGCGAAAUGUCCAGUCUAAACUUACCGUGUGUUCUAAAUUAUGUUCAGUGGGAUUUUCAUUCUGUAUAAACGUGCGUUCUGGAAUCAAACGUGUUUAACUUUAAUAUAAUCAUGUUUUUUUUCUACUUUAAUGUGAUCAUGAUUAUUUUCAACUUUAAUAUGACCAUGCACACAGAACUAUUUAAUAUCACCAUUAAAACAUACUCUACAGUUUGUGUCCAAUUCCUGCCAGUCAUACACGAUUAAUAUACGUGUUCUUAACCCCGUUCAGUCGUCGUUAAUGUGUUUAAACUAACGAUUAGGUAUACGUGGCGGUGAAUCUCUAAAUCCUAUUAUACUACAAAGGAUUUAUUUUCAAAGAUUUUCUUUCGGAUUAAAAUUUAUCGAAACGAAAGUAUUACAACACUUUAAAACGGCUUAAUACCAUAUACCCUUGUCACCUGUAAGACGUUUUUUAUGAAAGCUGUUCCAGUAGAAAAUAUGUUCAUAAAAUGGAGAAAAAAAAUAUGGUUUUUAUUAUCAAUAUCUCCAAGAAUUUGAUUACUCUCUUGUGUUAAUUAGUCGUUGUAUUUCCUUUUAAGAUUAAUUAUAAAUGAUGUUUUAAAACUAGAAUUUUACAAAAAAAUAACUCAUAAUCUUAUAAUCAAUAUACAGAUGCUCUUAUGCCUCGAGCUUAAACACCGUUCCCGCGUAAAAGAAACGUAAUGGUUAAUAAGAUAAUGGUUAAUUUUUCUUAUUUGUUAUUCUUCAUUAUCUUCAUCAUGCUCGAUAAAUAAUCAUGCCUUAAUAUUUAGACUAUUUUGGUUUUUGAUUAAGUGCUCAUUGAACAUAAAAACCGUACAUGCGGCUGUCUUUCAGAGAGAGAGAGAGAGAGAGAGAGAGAGAGAGAGAGAGAGAGAGAGAGAGAGAGAGAGAGAGUAUGUAAGUCAACAUCGAUGUGAUGUAUCACGCCAUUUUUUGUGACUUGACACUCCAUCCUUUGUGAUAGAUUCCAUUGUUUUUAUUUGUUAUUAUUGUAUAUUUCUGUUGUUAUUGUGAUAAACAACACUGUUUUCUGUGAUAUAUCGCUGUGAUACUGUGUUAGUUAAAUGUGAUAGACAACUAAGAGAGCUACGACAUCAGGUAUGAAUUGUGUAUAACCAUGUUCUCGAGAUUUGAAUACUUCUGUAAUCAUACGCUGGACAGUGGUCAGUUUGAAUACUUCUGUAGUCAUCAUACGAUGGACAGUGGUCAGUGAACGAGUUGAUACUGUCAGUGUUAAUAGCAACUUGUCAACACUCAACCAGGCUCAAGUAAAAUAAAACUUUCAGAAUUAAGUUUUCUUACUUCUAACCUUUUUAAUAGCUUUUUAUUUGUAUAAAUUAAUGUUACAAAAAUAUUGAUAGUUUAAAAAUCAGUGAAAAUCGGAAUCUUGUUAAACAAUUUAGAAAAAAAAACAUGAUUUUGAACAUAGUUUUUUUUCGAGAUGUUUGAGCUGCGGUUACAAUUGUGGUAUAUCUCAACUUCUCGAUCGGCUGUUCUCGGCUGCUUUCGGCUAAUUCCGGUACUUUUCAUUUAUACGGAAGUAGUUCCGGCAUCACCCGAGUUAUGACGAGUGAUAAACCCCUAUGUUUCGUAUGUAUCCGGUUAUUACACGGAAGUUUUCGUAGGGUGUUAUCUCGAUAUUGACUUAACGUGGUAAGUCACAUCAGUUUAGCGUACUCACAUAAAUAUACUUGUGGGGGAGAAUUAACGAUUCGUUAGGUGCAAAUAUCUUCUUCGCCUAUAGCAGAUGACAUUUAAAGUAAUUUUGUGUUUUUCCCAAAUUCGUCAUCAAACCUCACUGCGCAUGUGCUUUUUUGCGACGGAAUGAACGGAAAUUAAAUGCGUUGUACAUAGCUCAUUAAAACUUGUGCGUUGCACCCCACAAGUUCACGGACACAAGACUACACCCCAUAACUCAAUCUUGUCUGUACGUCCGAGAUGUUGACCCCCUACUAAGUAGCUGGAUUAAUGCAUUAUAUAUUUCACUCGCCGAAUUGUGCGAAAAUUCUGUAGCCCUGCCAGGUUUAUAACAGUAUAUAUAUAGUAUAUAUAUGGGUGUAUGUGUAAUUAGCAUAUAAGCAAUCCACAACCGACGUUUGUUAGAGAAAACAAACUGAAUUUAAAGACAACUCGUAUUUCAUCUUAGUGUCAUAUUUAAUUAACUUUUUUUAUGCAGACAGUGAUAAGUGUUUGUUUAAAUGUGCCAAAGUAGGUUAUUGUUAUAGAAAUGUUAUUGUUCAAUCAUUAUGCUAUCUCAUUUGUAUGUAUCCCUCCGCCAUCAUAUUAAAUAGGCUGUUUGUCGUACAGGUAAAGUUACAAAGUGUAUUUAUAAUUUUCGUUCUACGACGGAAACGUUUAUAGUUUAAAAAUAGUAUUUAUUUGUAGAUCUAUUGUGUUCCAUUCUAGUAUAUUAGUUUGUUGCAGGACGUUGUCAUGGCAACAAAUGCUCAUAAGGAGACCAUUGUGUUGUUCCACACUUUUCACCUAAAGUCUAUAUUACCUGUUUGUCACUUUGUAAUAUUAUUUAUUAAUAUUUACUAUACCUUCUGUAAACAAAUAUAGAUCCUUGUUUUGUUAAAUUUAAUAUUACACAAUGAAAAAAUAAACAAAUGUUAUC
This is a messenger RNA of Pecten maximus, 4890 nucleotides long. RefSeq lists its product as uncharacterized. NCBI's taxonomy places the organism in Eukaryota, Metazoa, Mollusca, Bivalvia, Pectinida, Pectinidae. The record is from RefSeq and is a predicted model, not a curated record. The transcript has 3 exons. The coding region runs from base 640 to 1248 and encodes 202 amino acids.